Molecule: messenger RNA, 4696 nt
Organism: Mercenaria mercenaria
Lineage: Eukaryota; Metazoa; Mollusca; Bivalvia; Venerida; Veneridae
Product: neuropilin and tolloid-like protein 1
Exons: 9
Coding region: 472-2346 (624 amino acids)
Molecular function (GO): protein binding
Source: RefSeq, a predicted model, not a curated record
AGUCGCGGCAAGCACACACACCUUAUAUUUCUUACGUUUUGUGAUUUCCUGACAGCUGAAGAACUACUGUUCUUUGGAUAUCUGUUGACAAAAUUGAUACACUAUUUUUAGUGGUUUUAAUAAUUCAAACAACAAGAAUCUUAAUUAUGAAUGAAUAUAAAUUUUGACAUUUCAAGUGAUUUUGAUGUAGUGUGUGUUUAAUUUAAAGGAGUAUUAACUUAGAUAGCUCUGUUUCUUUAUGAUUUAAUUUUUGUGAUUCUGAUAGUUGUAUGAAUUUAUUCAGACAUGGAAUAUAGUGCAUUGUAUUUUAUGGGCUGCUUGUGCACAUGUUUGUAGGAUUUGUUGAACAAUAUUUUAUCUGAAAUUAAAAACAUUUUAGACGUGAAUUCUACGAAACAAGGAUUUAUAUAUUUCCAUAUCUAGUGUUUUGUUAGAAGCAUUCAAAAACCCAUUCCAGUAAAAUUAAGAAAAAUGGAUUUAUUAACAAGUACGAAAGCAUUCCAGUGUCUGUCGGCGCUUAUAGCAUUACUCCAAUUAGCAGCCGCAUCAAAAUUGGGUCCUUCAUUACUGACAGUUGAACCUCCUCCCAUGGUCAACGAUUAUAUAAAUCCUGCCUGCUACAACUUUACGCAUGGAAACUACCAUAACAUGGAAUUCUACAGUCCUGGAUACCCGAAACAGUACCCGAACAAAAUAGACUGUGUCAUGUAUCUUCAAGCACCACAUGGAUUCAACAUCAUGAUGUAUUUUAUGGACAAAUUCUCAGUUGAGGAAUCAGAGGGUUGCAAGUUUGACUUCAUCGAACUCCGUGACGGACCGUUUGGCUAUUCCAAAUUUAUCGCAAGGUUUUGCGGAGAAGGCUUUCCGGUCACAAUCCAUACGGAGUCACGGUUCCUGUGGGCAAGAUUUGCAUCCGAUGAUCUCGUGCAGUUUGAUGGUUUUCGAGCCGUUUAUGAAUACAAGAUUGACGAAGACUAUAACCCAAUGUCACACUCGGAAAAAGUUUGCCGCAUAUACAUGGAUAACAUGGCCCAGGAUGGGGAACUAAACUCUAAGGUGUUCCCAUUGGCUGAUACGUCACGUAGGGAUUAUCCAAUUGAAGAGCCCGUGGAUUGCACGUGGGAAAUGCUGGCUGACAGAGGGCACAGGAUUCUACUCAGCGAAAUCAAGCUACACAUGUUACGUGAAGGUCAGUGCAACCGCAACAGAAUCGAACUCUAUGACCGCACGAGCUCUGAGGAGGACCGUACCGGGGUUUAUUGCUCUGGUCCCGUGCAGGACUACAGAUCGGAAUCGAAUCGUGUAUACCUCAGGAUAUUGGGAAGCAGAUUGUCAGAGAAACCUGUUAUAUUUGGACGAUAUACUGUUUAUAAACCAGCAAGAACGAAAUCCAACGGUAUAGAGCCCUGUGAUUCCAAUGAAUUUCAUUGUGACGGUAUGUGUCUCAGUCAAGCCCUUGUGUGCAAUGGACAUAAAAACUGUCCAGACAGUGGCGAUGACGAGAAAGGAUGUGAAACUGACGGAGCAUCCAGUUCCGAUUCUCAACCUAUUCCGUUGAUGAUUUUGAUCCUCGCCGGUGUUGGAGGACUUAUUCUCGUAAUCAUCAUCAUCGGGAUCUGUGCUACCUGCCGGUAUAGACGUAGUCAGAGGAACAAGAGGAAGUCGGGCCUUCAGAGACAGGACAGCCAGAAACGCAAUGCUCUAGAAAUGGCUGUGAGUGACAGCACUAACACCGCCCACCUGCUAGCGAAACAGAACAAUCAGGGUAGCUAUUACUCGUUGCCCAGACCGGCUGGGCAAGCUACCAUGAUGCAGCACCGGGGUAGUUUCUCAAGCAAGGUGCCUUCUGAAGGAGAGUUUGGUGAUCAUAUGUCAGAUUCGAGCACUUACAAGAAGUUUCUACAGUUAGAACAAAAUCUCGACGAUGACUCGAGCCGAUGUCCGUCUCCGUACAGUCCGGGCUUUACAACUAUUAUAGAGCAACACCCGCUUCCUCCUGGAAUGACCCCUGACCUUGGCUGGAAUUACCAAGGCGAUGCCUCAGUUCCGAGUCUUGCAGAGAAUUUGUCCAAGUUACAACAGUAUACUAGUUUUAGUAGCAGUUUGCCGAAGACAAUCCCUACACAAACAGGAGAAAAUCCGAAUACCGGAAUGACGAUGGAAUUUAGAUAUGAUCCUUCGCCAACUGUAUAUCCGGCUUCUAAAUUUAGAAUCAAGUCCCCGGAUCUUAACUACGGCUGGAACCCAGAUAAUAAAACCGGAAGUCCGCCCGUUAAAUCUCUCACAUUCAAAAAUCAGGACGCUGACGUAGCACCUGACCUUACACGAGAAAUAGAAACCACGUGAUAAGGAUGGCUAAAAAGGUUAAUCAAAAGUAAGAGUUAAAGUGUUCGAAAACUUCGUGUAGGGAUCAAAUCAUCUGUCAGACAUCAAUGAACACUAAGUUGCAAUAGCUGGUAUCGCACCACCAAAUCAUUAACAUCACGUGACAUGUCUGUGAUAAUUAAAACACCUGUAGAAAUGAAAUGUCAGUUAUCUCAGGUGAAAAAUGUACUGCUUCAAAAAAGAGCAUUUAAGUCCGAGAUUUGAAGCGCGAAGUUCAGAUAAUUUAUUGAUAACAAAUUGGUUCGUACGGAACUUUGAAGCAAUAGAUUAACGAACGUGACACGGAGAAAGGAUUUGUCGUGCAAUGCACGGUUGAUGUGAAUUUGAUUCAAAAGAGUUUGGCGAUAUAUGCCUGGAUUAAACGUAUUACUAACAGAAACGGAGACUAAGUAAUGAAGAAUGAAUUCGUAUGCUUUCACAAAGUGAAAAAAACAAUACAUGUAGUCCGUAUUUGAACGAAGGCCAGUUGCAAUUUGAACAGUUUUCAAAGGAAAUGCCUUAUUACUGCUAGAUAUCUAAAUGUUACUAAUUUUAUCAGUUUAGCUGUUGUUUAUACACCCAGAUGAAUGUGAAUGUAAAUGUCAUAUUUGUAUUAGAUACUAGAAGUAAUAAAAGUGGUAUUACUGACAAUUUUAAAGUGGAAUUGGCGGAUAUGUGGAUGAAGUAUGUCUUGCAUUGUUUUUUUUCUGAAUGUACCGCUGUCAAUGUCUUUGAGUGCAAUAAUUUGUCAAAUUUUCACUGGAAAACGACGUCUAAUUUUUAAGAAUUUUUUUCACAUAACUUUAGCAGAAAUGAUACAUCUAUUUACUCUAGUUGACACAAGAGUAAUAAACACAAAUUAGUAGAUAUGCAUUUUAACAAGAAGUGUGUCGUUUUUUUAUGCCCCCGAAGGGAGGCAUAUAGUUUUUGAACUGUCUGUCCGUCUGUCAGUCUGUCGGUCUGUCAGUCUGUCAGUCUGUCCGCAAUUUUCGUGUCCGGUCCAUAUCUUUGUCAUCGAUGGAUGGAUUUUCAAAUAACUUGGCAUGAAUGUGUACCACAGUAAGACGACGUGUCGCGCGCAAGACCCAGGUCCGUAGCUCAAAGGUCAAGGUCACACUUAGACAUUAAAGGAUAGUGCAUUGAUGGGCGUGUCCGGUCCAUAUCUUUGUCAUCGAUGGAUGGAUUUUCAAAUAACUUGGCAUGAAUGUGUACCACAGUAAGACGACGUGUCGCGCGCAAGACCCAGGUCCGUAGCUCAAAGGUCAAGGUCACACUUAGACAUUAAAGGAUAGUGCAUUGAUGGGCGUGUCCGGUCCAUAUCUUUGUCAACCAUGGAUGGAUUUUCAAAUAACUUGGCAUGAAUGUGUACCACAGUAAGACGACGUGUCGCGCGCAAGACCCAGGUCCGUAGCUCAAAGGUCAAGGUCACACUUAGACAUUAAAGGAUAGUGCAUUGAUGGGCGUGUCCGGUCCAUAUCUUUGUCAACCAUGGAUGGAUUUUCAAAUAACUUGGCAUGAAUGUGUACCACAGUAAGACGACGUGUCGCGCGCAAGACCCAGGUCCGUAGCUCAAAGGUCAAGGUCACACUUAGACGUUAAAGGUCAUUUUUCAUGAUAGUGCAUUGAUGGGCGUGUCCGGUCCAUAUCUUUGUCAUUCAUGCAUGGAUUUUAAAAUAACUACGCAUGAAUGUGUGGCACAGUAAGACGACGUGUCGCGCGCAAGACCCAGCUCCGUAGGUCAAAGGUCCUAAACUCUAACAUCGGCCAUAACUACUCAUUCAAAGUGCCAUCGGGGGCAUCUGUCAUCCUAUGGAGACAGCUCUUGUUUUUCAAUGUAAAGUGAGUCUUGAUAUUUCUCUGAUGGUGUUUCUUCUCUUCAGAAUCCCUUUUCAAUAUGUUAAAAAUUUGCGUUUUAAAUCUGAAACUCUCUUUUCAAUGAAAAUUUCUGUACGUUUAGUGCACUGAAUACAUGUACAUGUUUGAUAUAUGUGCCGUGUCAUGGGAAAACCAACAUAGUGGCUUUGCGACCAGCAUGGAUCCAGACCAGCAUGCGCAUCCGCGCAGUCUGGUCAAGAUCCAUGCUGUUCGCUAAUGGUUUCUCUAGUUCCAAUAGACUUUGAAAGCGAACAGCAUGGAUCCUGACCAGACUGCGCGGAUGCGCUGGCUGGUCUGGAUCCAUGCUGGCCGCAAAGCCACUAUGUUGGUUUUCUCAUGGCGCGGCUCAGUAAUGUGUAUCUUUGUAAAUUGUACAUAUGUAGCAACUGUAGAAUAUUAACAUUAUAUUUUUAAUGUUUUUUUUUUGUAUAUUGUGUUAUAAAUCGAUACAACAAUA